AUGGGGAAGCGCGGAAACAAGAACCAUCGAGGCCGUGGUGGACGAGGAGGUGGAGGCGGUGGUGGAGGACGAGGACCAACUACGAGCUACCCCGAGAUUCCGAAGGAGAAUGAAGCAUUUGAAGGGUACUACAACAAGCUUGGCAUAAUUAGAGAGGACGAGCGCGACCAGUUCUGGACUACCAUGAAGAAAGAGCUGCCCAACAGCUUCCGUUUCACUGGAUCCAAAGGUCAUGCGCUCGCUGUACAGCAGCGUUUGAAAGACCUAUACAUCCCCGAAAUCACCGGUGUCAAGUUCAAUGGCCAGCUCGUCGACCCGCCUACACAAUUACCAUGGUAUCCGGAACAAUUGGCUUGGUCUAUGACUGUCCCGAAGCAGGUCAUUCGCAAGUUUGCUCCUUUCGCAUCGUUCCAGAAGUUCUUGGUCUCGGAGACACAGGUUGGAAAUAUCAGUCGGCAAGAGGUGGUCAGCAUGAUUCCACCGCUUUUAAUGGACAUAAAACCCGGCAUGACGGUAUUGGACCUGUGCGCUGCGCCUGGAAGCAAGUCUGCUCAGCUUGCUGAGAUGGUCCAUGGCGGGGAGGAAGCCCGCGUGCGGAAGGUGCUCCAUAAGCUUGCGCAAGAACAAGGUCGAGAAAUGAGCCCAGACGGUCGAAAGAUCGAGGCCGACAUGUCGCAGGCGGAGAACGAGGACGACUACCAGGACGACGGCAGAUCGACUGGCCUACUCAUUGCCAAUGACGUGGAUAACCGACGCGCGCACAUGCUGGUGCAUCAAGUCAAGAGACUAAAUUCUCCGAACUUGAUUGUCACAAAUCACGACGCUACUAUGUUCCCUUCCAUCGAGAUCGAGUCCGAGCCAGGCAAGCCUAAGAGAUACCUCAAGUUCGACCGGAUUCUGGCAGAUGUUCCAUGCUCCGGAGACGGCACUGCACGCAAGAAUCCCGGUAUCUGGAAGGACUGGACGGCUGGAAACGGAUUGGGUCUUCAUGCAUUGCAAGGACGGAUUCUGGUCCGAGCUCUUCAGAUGCUUAAGAAGGGUGGCCGCGUGGUCUACUCGACUUGCAGUCUCAACCCAAUGGAGAAUGAAGCUGUAGUCGCGAGCGCCAUUGAGCGUUGUGGAGGAGCUGCAAAUGUCCGCAUCGUCGACUGCACAAAGGAGUUACCCGGGCUGAUCCGACGCGAGGGCCUAACAGACUGGAAAGUGAUGGACAAAACCGGCCGUUUCUGGAACGAAUGGAGCGACGUGGAGAAGCAGAAGGAGGAGUUUGGAGAGGAUGGGCUCUCUCGACUGGCCGAGAGCAUGUUUCCACCUAGUGCUGCUAGUCCUGAAGAGCGAAUUCAACUCGAGAGAUGCAUGAGAGUCUAUCCGCAUCUUCAGGAUACUGGUGGAUUCUUCAUUUGUGUCCUCGAGAAGCUUUCUGAAAUCCGGGCUAAGCCAGAGGCAGAGCCGAAGAACCCUCCCGCUCCCGCCGUGAAACAGAAUGGCAGCGCGGCACCGGCAGCUUCAUCGCCUGCAAAGAGGUCUCUAGAAGAGGACGACGACGACCAAGCGUCUACGAAGCGCGUGAAGGUAGGACAAUCUGAAGACCUUGAGCCUCCUGUCGAAGAGCUGGAACCUGCUACUCCGACUACCAAUGUCCCAUCUACCGAUCUUGUUCCAGAUGUCACGAUGACUGAUGCCCCUCCGGAGACCAGCGCUGCGCCGACCGUCGCUAAAGAAGAGACCAAAAGCCCCAGAAUCAAGACAGAAAACGCGUUCAAGAAGCGAUCUAACCAGCCACAGGAGGAACCCUUUAAAUAUCUUGAUCCAGAGCACGAGGAACUCUCAAAGAUUUACGAUUUUUACAGUAUCUCUCCCAGGUUCCCACGAGACAGGUGGAUGGUGCGCAACGCAACUGGCCAGCCCGUAAAGGCGAUCUACUACACAUCAGCUCUUGCGCGCGAGAUCCUGGUUCGGAUGGAAGGAAAGGGCAUGAAGUUUGUGCACUGCGGAGUCAAGAUGUUCAUGAAGCAGGACGCACAGGGGCAGGACACCUGUCGCUGGCGAAUACAGUCGGACGGCCUACUGAUUAUCGAGCCGUGGGUCGGCGAAGAGCGGAUCGUCCGCUUAUACAAGAAAGAAACGCUGAGAAAGCUUCUCAUUGAGAUGUUCCCUCAGGUAGCUAAGGAGGGCUGGAAAGAGUUAGGCGAGAUCGGUGAGAGAGUGCGAGAUAUAGCGAUGGGAUGCUGUGUCCUCAGAGUUGAGACGAGCGAUGACGAUGACGGCUUCAAGGAACGGAUGGUCCUUCCGCUGUGGCGGAGCGUAGCCUCUCUCAACCUCAUGCUUCCGAAGGAGGAGCGAAAGGCCCUCCUCCUCCGUCUCUUCAACGACGACACCCCUCUAAUCGACCACUCCAAAAACCGCUUCAACAAACCCAAAACCGAAGACACUCCAACACCCGCAACUAACCCAGCGGAAGCCGCAGAACCUGAAGACCUGAAAGCAGAACCAGGAGCGGCGGAGGAACUGGAGCCCGUGGCAACGAACGGCGACGCAGCCACCAUUGAUGAGGAUCUGGAUGACGGGGUCGAUGGCGGUGUUGCUUUGCCCUGAUUGCAGCACGGAAAGUACUGCUGUUGAGCAAUGCGAUGUGAUAGAUGAUAUGGGAGGC
This is a messenger RNA of Mytilinidion resinicola, 2653 nucleotides long. Its product is annotated as S-adenosyl-L-methionine-dependent methyltransferase. Gene Ontology annotation, biological process: tRNA methylation. The transcript is spliced from 5 exons. The record is from RefSeq and is a predicted model, not a curated record. Gene Ontology annotation, cellular component: nucleus; cytoplasm. Gene Ontology annotation, molecular function: tRNA (cytidine-N5)-methyltransferase activity; tRNA binding. Bases 1 to 2595 code for a protein of 864 amino acids. NCBI's taxonomy places the organism in Eukaryota, Fungi, Ascomycota, Dothideomycetes, Mytilinidiales, Mytilinidiaceae.